This is a messenger RNA of Pelobates fuscus (common spadefoot toad), 1874 nucleotides long. RefSeq names its product CUB and zona pellucida-like domain-containing protein 1. Gene Ontology annotation, cellular component: cell surface. Bases 30 to 1799 code for a protein of 589 amino acids. The record is from RefSeq and is a predicted model, not a curated record. The transcript is spliced from 9 exons. Lineage: Eukaryota; Metazoa; Chordata; Amphibia; Anura; Pelobatidae.
GCAGGAAAAUAUUUACUGAGAGAUUUAAAAUGCCACCCUUAGGGAUUCUAACGUUUUUUAUUUUAUGUGCCUCUACUUCGCUGGCCCAGGACAAGUCUGUGGACCUUCAAACGCGUUGUGGUGCAAGCUUUUCGGACACAUAUAAGCCUGUACAAAUCCAGGUCAAUGAAGAUUCUGAUUGUACUUGGAGCAUUGUGAGACCAGCAAAUGAAACAACAAGAAUCGUGUUCUCGAUCCUAGAUUUAAACACAGCCGCUGAUUGCUCCCAAGAGAAUGUGACCGUUCUUGAUGAAAACCUCCAAGUACUGGGAGUACUCUGCCCAAACUCACCUAGAAUUGAUGUGUUUGAGACCCCUGGCAGUGCUUACCUCAGAGUCUCAACCAACUCAGAUGCCUUAGUACGCACUGUAUAUCUGAUGUAUUACUCCUUUGCUCCUGGAAACGAAGCUGCAGUGUGCGGAGGACAGGUCAAUGGCUAUUCUGGAUCUAUUUCAAGCCCUAAUUACCCUGGCAGACAUCCACACUUUGCUUAUUGUGUUUGGCACUUGGAGACACCAAAGAACACCAAGAUUGACCUGUCAUUCACUGAGAUCUUUUUAGAAGUCGACCCAGUGUGCCGUUUUGAUUUCAUUGCUUUGUAUGAUGGUCCAACCACUAACUCGCCAAUCCUGGAUGUAUUGUGUGGUCGGACAGUGGCAGAGUUAGAAACAACAUCCAACACACUGACCGUGGUGCUGAGUACAGACUAUGCCAACUCAUAUUUUGGAUUCAAUCUUAAAUAUGUAGCACUGCCUGAAAACAACUCAAGCUCUUUGUUCUGCUCUGGAGAAAAAAUGACCGUUAUUUUCGACCCAUCCUAUAUCAACUCACUGGGAUACAAUGCAAAUGACUUGACACUGAUUGAUACAUCCUGUGGACCAGUUUCAAGCAAUCCUAUUGCAUUUAAUGUACCUUUCACCUCCUGUGGAACAGUCAGAAAGGUGGAAGAUCAUGUUAUCUCAUACACCAACAUUAUCACUGCCACUUCAAGUGGAGUGAUCACUAGACGGAAGAAUAUAGAGUUUGUGAUGACAUGUGAACUGGACAAUGAAUCCAUUGUGGAGAUUAUGUAUGUGACGGAAAACGAUAUAAUUCAGGAGAGUCAGGAGACAGGCAAAUAUGACAUUAGUUUAUCAUUCUACCAGACUCAGGAUUAUACCACACCAGUGCUGGAAUCUCCCUACUACAUUGAGCUCAAUAAUACACUCUUCCUGCAAGCUACCCUGAAGACUGAAGAUCCUGGGCUCACCUUAUUCACAGAGAGCUGCUUUGCAUCAUCUAAAUCAAACUUCAAUGGUCCUACUUAUUAUCUCAUCCAGAAUGGGUGUGCAAAAGACAACACGUACCAUAACUUUCCCUCGGGCAGUGGCUUAGCACGGUUCAGUUUCAGUGCCUUCAAAUUCAUUGAAGAAUACCCUUCGGUGUACCUCCAGUGCCGAGUGGUGAUCUGCGAUUCCAAUGAUCCUGGGUCCCGCUGUAACCAAGGCUGUAUCACUCGAAACCGCAGGGACCUUGGCUCAAACGUAAGGAAAGUAAGCGCAGUGGUGGGCCCCAUUCGCUUGAAACGUCAAAGUGAUGUUGAUCCUCUAGGAUCAGUCAGUGAGAAGAGAGGAGAAGACUCCACCUCAGAAACUAGCAACAUAUAUUUGUUCGGAAUACUGGUACUCGUGGUCAAUGUGUUAUUAGUGGCAUUUAUAGUACUCAGGAAUUCCAGGAAGAAACCAAAUAGUUAUGAAUAUCAGGCACUGCCUACUGAAUAAGAGGAACACAAACUUCUCCAUGUAUCACUGGCCCAAAAGGCUGAUGACAAAUAAAAUUUAGAAGGUAUGAAUAUA